AUGGAAAUGAUUACGUUUUUCAAAACCACGACUUACUCUGUACUUGUGUUAUGUUUUAUCUGCGAAGUACAUCUACUUCCUCAAGGGACUACAGUUAAAUAUUGCAGCCCUCCAACAUGCUGUGAAGGCAACAAAUUUAGUAGUAGUAAUGAAAUUUGCACAGCGUGUUUAGCAGGAUUUCAGGGCCCUAAAUGCGAUACAGCAUGCCGUUCCCCAAGCUAUGGCAAGGAUUGCCAGUCACGUUGUAAUUGUGAUGCACCACAAUGUCAUCAUAUAACUGGAUGUAAAAUUACAACUGAAGGACUUGCUGUUUAUGGGGUAUCUUCUUUUCUAAAGAUACAAACAUUUGAAAUACUGAAGGACUCUAAUGUCAGUGAUCAGCCUAUGGAAGGAACUCAAUGCCAUGCUUUCCUAUGGACAUGCAUGAAUCAGAGGAAUAUAGCAAUGUUGAUUUGUUUCUGUGUUUUUGGGACUCUCAUCUUUGGAAUCAUUGGUAUUUCUGUGCUGGUCAUAGCGAAGCAGAACAUAUCAUGAAAUGAAACGCAAAUAAAUUAGAAGUGCAAUAAAUUUAAUGUAAGAAAUUAGGUUUUGGUUGCUUGAUACAUGUAUAUAAAUACGGGUUGGUCUCGUGACAAACUCCAUAGAGCACAAGUGCGUUUUGAUAGAAUUGAUAUUGAACCUACCUGCUUUUAUAUCCAAGUAAAAGCUCAAGUGUGAUACACGCACAUUAUUCUGUAAAUUGAUUAUAAAUGAACAACGCUUCAUACAUUUGAAUUCAUUUUGUGUUGGUUUCUAAACAAACCCACAUUAAAAUAACGUCAAUUUUUUUUUUUACAUAUAAUUGCAUAAAUUGAAUUAAAAUAUUGACAAUAUGAUGUUUUUGAUUGUCAAAAAGUUCAAACUUUUCAUAAUAUCAGAUUUAAAUCAUUGUAAUGUAUCCAAAAC
This is a messenger RNA of Magallana angulata, 945 nucleotides long. Its product is annotated as multiple epidermal growth factor-like domains protein 10. The transcript is spliced from 5 exons. The record is from RefSeq and is a predicted model, not a curated record. Lineage: Eukaryota; Metazoa; Mollusca; Bivalvia; Ostreida; Ostreidae. Bases 1 to 534 code for a protein of 177 amino acids.